Molecule: messenger RNA, 1139 nt
Organism: Dermatophagoides farinae (American house dust mite)
Lineage: Eukaryota; Metazoa; Arthropoda; Arachnida; Sarcoptiformes; Pyroglyphidae
Product: galectin-4
Molecular function (GO): carbohydrate binding
Source: RefSeq, a predicted model, not a curated record
UUUUAUUUAUUUUUAAGAGUUUUUGUUGUUGUUGUAGUUUUUCAAAAUGGAUUCCAUUUUGAAAAAAUCAAAAAAACUUAUCGAUUCUGUUGUAACUUUACCAUCAAACAAAAACUCUAAAAGUCGUUAUCUUAGCCUGAAUGAAGGCCUUACACAAAACACUCGAAUCUGGAUUGAAGGCAAAGUCAAUCCAGCUGCUUCAAGAUUCGAAAUCAAUUUAUGGUGUGCAUCAGUGGUCAACGAAGAUCUGGUCAAAAAUGGUGACAUCGCUAUGCAUUUUUGUGUCCAUUCAUCUGCCGGUUACGCAUUGCUAAAUUCGAGAACUGGCAAAAUCUGGGGACAAGAGGAAAGAACAGCCAGAGGACGGUUACCACGGCCGCUGCUUCAGAAUCAAAAUUUUCGUUUAUGUAUCGAGGCUGAACCUACUCAAUAUCGAAUUGAUGUCAAUGAUAAUGAAUUUGUGACAUUCAUUCAUCGUCAUUCAUUCGAAAGCGUUGGUCUUCUAAGCUAUGAUGGUGAUUUUGAAGUCGAAAAUAUUUUUAUACAGCCACCACCUGCUAUGGUAAGCGCUCCUUUAGCCGAGGAUAGUCAUGUUGUGAAAGACUUAAAAUGGCCAAAACUUCCUCUUUUAUUGCCAAUCAAAUCAGGGCUUCAAGUUGGAAUGAUAUUUGCCAUUGAUGGCCGUGUGACAGGCAAUCGUUUCGAUAUUAGCUUCUACCAGGGUUCCAAUCCUUACGAAGAUCAUAAUGCAAAUGUUCCAUUUCAUAUGGAAAUAUACAUGGAUUCCAAGGCAAUUGUACGAAAUUCUAAUCAACUAAAACAAUGGUGUCAACCAGAAAAAGAACUUACACAUUUUCCAUUCUUUGGUCAUAGCGCAUUCAAUAUGCAAAUCCGAGUUGAAGGUAACCGAUACCAAGUGAUUGUUGGUGGCCGUUACGUUUUCGAUUUUUAUCAUCGCAUUAGUGCCUUGACAACUAUUAACCAUCUUUGCAUUCAUGGUGGUGUAGAAAUUCAUUCAUUAAUCAUAACAAUACCGCCUCUUCAAUGAUUAUUAACAUUUUUAAUUGAACAUUAUAACUUAUGUAAUCAAAAACACCAUGAUUUAUUUUCGUUAAAUUUCAUUUUUUUUAACAUUAUUA